Molecule: messenger RNA, 275 nt
Organism: Acanthoscelides obtectus
Lineage: Eukaryota; Metazoa; Arthropoda; Insecta; Coleoptera; Chrysomelidae
Source: the annotation of a GenBank genome assembly
GUGGCAUUCCAGCACAGAGAUUUACACCAGAAAUGACUGGAUUUGUGGGUGCAACAGGAAGAAUACCCUUUUCUGCUUUCCUUGCAUACUUUUCGGUGGUAAGUGUUACAGAUUUAGUGCACCCGAAAGAAAAAAUUAAGAAGCAUGAAAACUCUAAAACACAUCUUCAUAAUUCGAUGGAAUUGGAUUUAUUGGGGACUGUUAACAUCAAGUGCUCAGUUAGAUUCAGCAUAUUGGAGAAAUAUACAACAGCAUAAUGAUACCGUUACAAAAAA